AUGGUGAAGCAAGAAAACAUUCAUAGGUUCCUGAGAAACUUCCAACAUCACAAUAUUUCCAGAGAUGGGAUUUCUUUUGAUGAAAAUGGAGUUGCUGUUGGUGACUUUGACAUCAUGCAGUGGACAUCAGUUUUGAACAAAUCAGACACCGGGAUGGUGCCUUAUUCAAGAUGCACAGAAAGUUGCUCCCCAGGUUAUGCCAAGCUUGUGAGAAAGGGAGCCCCAGUUUGCUGCUAUGAUUGUUCUCUGUGUAUGGAAGGAACCUUCUCUGGGCAAGAAGAUGCAGCUCAUUGUGAAAAGUGUCCAGAUGACCAGUAUUCCAAUAAGAAGCGAGAUCAGUGUGUCCCCAAAAAUAUAAGCUUCUUAUCCUAUGAAGAAUUGUUGGGACUCAUCCUGGCUUUCUUUGCCAUCGCUUUGUCCCUAACCACCGCCUUUAUUCUGGGAAUCUUCAUGAAAUACCGAGACACUCCCAUAGUCAAAGCCAACAACUGUGAACUCACCUACAUCCUCCUGGUUUCACUCCUGCUUUCUUUCUUGACCUCCCUUCUAUUCAUCGGUCGCCCCGUGAAAAUGACCUGUCUCCUUCGACAAACCAUUUUCAGUGUUGUUUUCUCUGUUGCUGUGUCUUCCUUGCUGGCCAAGACUGUCAUGGUGGUGGUGGCCUUUCUGGCCACAAAGCCAGGCAGCAGCCUGAGGAAAUGGCUGGGGAAGAGUCUGGCCAACUCUACUGUUUUAUCCUGCUCUGGUAUUCAAGUAGGCAUCUGUACGAUAUGGCUGGGAGUCUUUCCCCCAUUCCCAGAUUCUGACUUUCAUUCCCAACCAGAAGACAUCCUGCUGCAGUGCAAUGAAGGCUCUGUCGCCAUGUUCUACUCUGCUCUUGGCUACAUGGGUUUUUUGGCUGCCAUCUGUUUCUUGGUGGCAUUUGUGGCUCGAAAUUUGCCAGGGGCCUUCAAUGAAGCCAAACUGAUCACCUUCAGCAUGUUGGUGUUUUGUAGCGUUUGGAUCUCCUUUGUCCCCACUUACCUGAGCACCAAAGGAAAAUACAUGGUAGCCGUGCAGAUCUUCUCCAUCCUGGCCUCCGGCCUGGGUUUACUGGGCUGCAUCUUUAUCCCCAAAUGCUACAUUAUUAUCCUGAGACCUGCCAUGAACACCAAAGAACAUCUGAUGAUAAAAAAUCAUUAAGGUUCCUUGUGUUGGUGUUUAUUUUUGUGCAGUUUCCAUGCAGCAUAAAAUCACAUACUUUGAAGUAAUGUUUUAUGUGUUGUU
Molecule: messenger RNA, 1266 nt
Organism: Ahaetulla prasina
Lineage: Eukaryota; Metazoa; Chordata; Lepidosauria; Squamata; Colubridae
Product: vomeronasal type-2 receptor 26-like
Exons: 4
Coding region: 1-1182 (393 amino acids)
Biological process (GO): G protein-coupled receptor signaling pathway
Cellular component (GO): membrane
Molecular function (GO): G protein-coupled receptor activity
Source: RefSeq, a predicted model, not a curated record